GCCAUUAGAAUUGUGAAAACUGGUUUGUGCGAGAGAACUUUUUAGAAAAGUGUUGAACUUUGACAUCUUUGGAUUUAUGGUUAAUAUGUCUUAAUUGAACCAAACUAUCCCUUGCAUUCAUAAAUAAGCAGGGCUUGCUAAGAGUCGGUAUCUGACAAAGAUAUAUUCAUACACCUCGCAGAUACCAUAUUUGUAUUCGCCUUCAAGACAUACAAAGAUAUGGAAAGGGGAAUGAGGGAUAACCGUUACAAUCAUAGAAGCACUGCUGGUGCGCAUUACGCAUAUAAUUAAUUUUCACUUGUGCUUGUCAAAUGUGUGAACUUUUUUCUGUGCAGACACAAAACGAUUGUUUAAAUUCGUUCGUUCGUAAAUUUUGUACAAUUAUUAGUGUCGAAGUGUAUUUAAAACAUGUUGCCCGAAGAUGCUUCCAAUAGUGCCAACGCGUCAACGAGUACUUCAAAUAUAUUGUCGCUGAAUAACGAUUGCUUGGCAAAGAUUUGUACUUACUUAAAUUUAAGGGAGCACCUCAGCUUUGCCAAUGUCUGUGCUCGUUUUCGUUAUGUUGUUCAAUGGAUAAGCAGAAGAUUGUAUAAAGAAUGCGACUUUUAUAAAAUAUCGUAUUUGACGCCGUUCGAAAUGUUGGAAUUCUUUCACUGGGCUGGCGAAAGUUUUGAGCAGAUAACGUCUGAGGAACCAUUUCGAGAUCGCGAUUUCAUGGUCACAGUAAUCGGGCGCAACUGUCCCAACUUGAAGAAAGUCACCUUGUGCAAUUGUUUCCUGAAUGAUGAGUGUGUUGAAGUUCUGCAGGCGUUUUUAAAGAAAAUUGAGUCAUUGACACUUUGCGAUAGUCGAAAUAUAACGGGUAAAUACAUGAGUGGUAUGAUUCAUCUAAGAGAGCUAAACUUAUCUGGUUGCAUUCGAGUGAGAGCAUCGCAUUUAAUGGCGAUUUUCGCCGCUGCUCCUAACUUAAGGCUACUUGAUAUCCGUGGAUGUAGACGAAGCAGGCCCGAAAUGUACGAAGCUUUGCUCAAAUAUUGUCAACAGAUUGAAGUGCUGAAACUGUCUUGCCCUAAGUUCUCGUAUGCCUGUUUGGCAUCUUUGCCGCGACUAAGAGAACUGUUUCUCGUAGAUGGCGCCCCAAAGGGUGCAACCAAGUUGUGCCUAUAUCAGCAAUUGGCACACAGACCUAGACAGUUUGAAGUUUUGAAUAUUCGUUCAAAUAGCAGUCUAACAGCCGAACAUUUAACUUUGAUAUCACAACUGCAGUCCUUGAGAGAACUUACGCUAUCUCAUAAUCUCGUAGUCAACAAUGAUGGGCUAGCAAAAUUAUGUAAAUUGCAAAAUCUCGAAGUAUUAGGAAUUAAGGGCUGUAUGUGUAUUAGUGCGAAAGGGCUUUUAAAGCUAUUGCAACAUUGCACCAAACUUCAUCAGCUAAAUAUAAUAUUUAUCCGAAAUAUCACGUGCAAAUUCGUCCUCGAUUCAAUUCCUAUCCUCUGGAGGACAUAUAAUGAACGGAAAAGGAAAUUUGUACUUUUAGCCUUUAACACAAACAUACAGGAAAAAUCUCUGCGGGACGAAGUCCAAUAUUUGGAGGCUGUGGAAAAAUCACUCAUCGAAGUAAGAGAUGUCCUUAACCCUGCAGAUUUAUAUGGCGGCCCCUAUUACAAUUACUCGCGAAUAGGUCCUUGCAUAAACAACUACGAAGACGACCUAUACAGCACAGAUGAGGAAGAAAAUGUUGCUUUUCUCUUGGCAAACAUGUCUGGCAAAUCGUUUAUUUAAUUUUAAGUUGACAGGCGUUUUAGGAAAGUGUUUUGAGACUGCUUUCUAUACUGUUUAAUCCUUGUGGAAAUACCUAAAAUAUUACAUUUUUAGUUAAAGACAAGUGAUGUGUAGUAACUUUGAAUACUCAAUUUAGCCAGAGCCGAAAAAACACAGAAAAUUCAAAUUGAA
Molecule: messenger RNA, 1953 nt
Organism: Ceratitis capitata (Mediterranean fruit fly)
Lineage: Eukaryota; Metazoa; Arthropoda; Insecta; Diptera; Tephritidae
Product: F-box/LRR-repeat protein 2-like
Exons: 4
Coding region: 409-1782 (457 amino acids)
Biological process (GO): SCF-dependent proteasomal ubiquitin-dependent protein catabolic process
Cellular component (GO): SCF ubiquitin ligase complex
Molecular function (GO): protein binding
Source: RefSeq, a predicted model, not a curated record